AUGACGUUUGAUAUUCCAUCCGUGGUUUCGCUCGCCAGGGUCGUCGUCUUGGCGCAUCUCCAGGCCUCCUUGUCUUUGCGGCCGGAGGUGGUUUCUCAUUAUCAGACAGAACUCGAGCCGGUGUACGUUGUGGAGGAGAAGCACUUUGAAGCUUGGCAGUGGAAGGACGCAGAGUGUUCAUCGGCUUACGAGUCAUUCUGUGAUGCAGUUGUCACGAAAGAUCAGUGCAAAGAGAUGGCUGUUGUCGCAGGCAACGGAAAGCCUUUCGGACAAUAUUAUGUUACCGCCAAUGAAGGUAAGAAGGGCAAGUGUUACGUUUCUCACGCUAACAUCUUCUUCGAUGGUGGUACGAAACAAUGGGUCCCAGCUAUUGGCCAGCUUUGCCGGUGCUCUGGGUUGCACCUGCUCUACUCCCCACAGGAUUUGGGGCCUUGUGCAACGACUGUCAACUCUCACGGAAUCUGGAAGAAUCCAAACAAAGAAGAAUGCGAGUUUUACAACUAUGGGUACUACUACGACGACGACAAGAAGAUGUGCCUGCGCGCAGAGGAGCCUUGGCGGAUGUAG
Messenger RNA from Symbiodinium natans, 567 nucleotides. Lineage: Eukaryota; Dinophyceae; Suessiales; Symbiodiniaceae. The record is from the annotation of a GenBank genome assembly.